Molecule: messenger RNA, 2326 nt
Organism: Pseudovirgaria hyperparasitica
Lineage: Eukaryota; Fungi; Ascomycota; Dothideomycetes; Acrospermales; Acrospermaceae
Exons: 1
Coding region: 278-2320 (680 amino acids)
Source: RefSeq, a predicted model, not a curated record
CGACUGAAAUGAUCCACUUGCUACAUCAUAUAUUCAUGUUGAAGUCCAAGAAACGAUUGCAUCUAUACGCAGGAACUCGUGAGCAGUGUGAAGCGUAACCCUUGAUAGCAACGGUUAUAUGUAAGGUCAGUCACUUUUGCACCAAACAACCAGCUAAGUCAACUACACGCUUUCGUUUCAGCGACUGGAAUUUUGACUUGCCGGUCUUUUUCCGCAAAAGUUCUACCUCUACGUCCUUGUCAGACGUUCUCUCUUUCUUUUUCGACACUCCAAAACCAUGGCAGGUCCUCGAGGUAGGUUCAACUUCAAAGGAGGUUUGACUGUCAGGCCAAGAUCCUCACCUGGCCAAGCAACGCCUCCGAAGAAGCGGAAAACUGAUUCAAAAAGUACCGCGGCAUCUCCCAGCCGCUCGGUUGUCAUAGAUCUAGGAUCAGAUUCGAGCGAUGCAAAGGGGCCACCAAGGAAGAAAUUGAAGUCGAACGCUUCGUCAAAUGCCAGAAUCCCGAAAUGUUCCCCAAAUCUACCCGAAGAAGAAUCGAAACUAGAUCCUUCAAGGCAUUCUCCUCCGGCGGAGUCUUCGCAGAAGUCCAGUCAUGCACUUGAUGUAGAGGAUCUUGUCACCAUUUCAUCCGACUCGGCUGACGAGGAAUUGAUGCAGCUAGCGGAGGAAGAAGGAUCAGACUCAGACUUACCUUCAGAGUCAUCUGAUCCACCAGAAGAAACGUUUCCAAUAAAGGUACCCACUUCACCGAGGCUGCCCCCGCGUAAUGAGAGAGAAGAACGUUGGGAGGAGAUCAAGUCCAUACUGUACACGCGCCCACUGACCGAGAGCGCAGCACGCAUUGCUGAAUUCGGCGGUAUCGCUGUUGAGGAGGAUGCACUCGUCAAAGACCUGCAGCGCAAAGACGAGAAUUUUGCUAUACUGUUAAAGAGCAUCCUCACGAAAAAUGCCGACUCAGCCCAGCUCAAAUACUUCUACGAGCUCCUUCAAAAGCAAUACAACGAGUUGAUGAAGCGGAUCUCAACUGAGAAGUUCACCGACAGAAGUAUCUCGUGGGACUGUAAAGGAGGUUACGGGGCAGAUUGGGCUCACGCAGCCACCCACGAUGACCAGGAAAUCCACCCUCAGCAUCUCAAAGGGGUUAUCAGUCCCUUCGACGCCGCCCAAUAUAUAAGAGACAUCACCUGGACCAUCAAAUUCGUCGGUACUGAUGUACGUGCACGUCUGGCCAGGAAUGCCAGGGUCUUGUCACAACAUGUCGAAAGCCUCGAGGCAGAGAACCAGAAACUCAAAGACGAAAUAAUAGUGCUCAAAGGCGGAACAGUCAAGCCAAAGUACGUCUUGCCCGUUGGCAAAUUCGGUGAAUCAUCUCACUGGGUUCGUAUGAAAUGGAGCGAGGACGUCUGCAAACUCAUCUCCGACCCGCUUGGUUAUGGCAAACCCAUCUACGAUGACGACCACUAUUGGGGUCUCGGAACGAAAAUGCUCAAGAACCCUACAUCCCCAGCAGAAGCAGCCCAUCCCUGGUUCCUCAACAAGUCUGCCGGCAUCGCCACUCGCUUCAAUCACCCCAAGGCACUCUUCAUGCUCUGGGAGGGCAGCCUCGGCGAAGAAGCCUUCUACGCGCCCGCUGUAAAAUGGCACUCCAACAACGAGCCUAACCCAACAAUGCCGCUCCUCACCGAGGAAGACCGCCGCAAAGCCCUCUACAUGCACUGCAACCACCAGUUCCGCAAAAACUCGCCCUUCAUCAUGGCGUCCAGCAGCCUCGCAUACGUCUCAAGCGUCUGGCAGUAUCGCCUGCGCGCCAACUAUCUCCUACAGCACGUCUCGCCCGUGCUCUUCCUCAGCGUCAUCAGCGUCGCCGCGCGCCUGCUCGACUCCCACCCAAUCCUCAAAUUCACCGAUGAACUCGCCUACUACAACAUCUCACACCCCGAAAUGUCCAUCCCCUGCAAUGGCUCCCCCGCCUUCUCAACCGAGUAUCUCCUCCCAUACAUUGUCAAGUCUUCUCAUGUCGUCGGUACGUACAAGCUCGAUGGCAUCAUGGCUACGCAGCAGCGCUGGAAGAUGGUCGAGGAGAUCCGCCAGAAGGGCAAUGGGGCGAAGAGUACGAGGCCGGUUGUGGUGGGCAAGUUCAUGACGGAUGCAAAGGAGAGGGACGAGCAGUGCUUGCAGCGGUGGUAUGACAAGAAGAUUGAGAAGCAGGUGGACGCGUUCAACACGAUGGCCUGGCAUCCGGAGUGGCAAAAGGCCGGGGAGUUUAAGCGGGAUCGGGAUCUUGAAGCUGAUAAGAAUCGUGACGUGAUCAGAUAUUAGUGGUGU